Messenger RNA from Cinara cedri, 4825 nucleotides. Lineage: Eukaryota; Metazoa; Arthropoda; Insecta; Hemiptera; Aphididae. The record is from the annotation of a GenBank genome assembly.
UGACUAUAUAGAUAUGUAGUACACUAGUACAAUAAAAGUAAUACACAGGAGCAAAUUGAUUGAGUAUUUAUUUAGCCGGCUUUAUUAUUCUUAAGCGUAGUGUAAAAUUUUGUUAAAACAGAAUAUUUUAUUUUACCUAUUUAUAAACAGAAAAUAAGUAAUAAAGUAUAAUGUUAAGUUUAAAAUUAUCUUCCUUCAUGAAAAAUUCAGGUAAGUUUAUUUUUUGUUUUUUUUUUUUCAUUUUAACUUGCUUUGCCCUCUUGUAGAGUUAAGGUCAAAUUUAUUAAUGCAGUUUUGAUUUGAUGUUUCUAUUGUUUAGGCAUGAAGUGUGCAUUGAAUAGCGUUAUGAAAAGGUCAAUAUCUUCAUUAUCAUCAUUAUCUGAGACACAUCAAAUGUUAUAUAAGACUUGUAGAGAUUUUGCAGAUGGAGAGCUGAAACCUAUUGCAGCUAAAGUGGAUAAAGAACAUUUAUUUCCUGAAAAACAGGUUUGUAUAUACAAUAUUUUUAAAAGUUGGAUUUUUUCAGAAUAUACCUAUAAUAUAAAACCACUGAUCAAUUUAAUAUAGUAUAUAUUAGGUAGGGUAGUGAAUACUUCAUUUUCUUAUUAGGUACUAUGUAUGUUAAAAUGCCAUAAAAAUGUUUUAAAAAAUAAUAAUUUUGUGUGUACAUUUAAUUUAUUAUAUUUUAUAAAUGGAUCAAUAAAUACUAAAUUUAAAUAAUAGAUAAUAGAUAACCAUUGUAAAAAGAGCAGAGGUAGGUAUAGUAUUAAUGGUUUUCAAGUACAUCAAGUAUUGAUAUAUAAUACCAAUCUAAUAAUAAUAUUGUAAUUAAGUACUUCAUUUUUAUUUUUCCAAAGUAUAAAGGUAUAUAUUAUAUAAAUUGUAUAUUAAAUUGUCAUUAUGAAUAUUUCACAUAUUUAUGUGUAGUUAAUUAGGUAGGUAUAUAAUUUAUGAAUUAAUACAUAAAUACUAUAUUUUCUUAAUAAUACUUAUAAUAAUAUAAAGCAUUAUAUAAUUUAUUAUACAUUACUAUAAAAGAUAUACCUGCUUGAAACUAUUAUUGUAUUAAUUAUUAUUAAUAAUAAAUCAAUUCAUUUUUAUCAUUUUUAUCUGACGUUGAUCAUAUUCAUUUUAAUCUUUGGUAUUUAUAAUUCUCUAUUGAUUACAAUAAUUAUGUUUAUUAUUUUAAAAAUUUUUAUAUUAUCAGCUGAAAAUUGGUUUUAUUAAUCGAAAUAUUUUUGUUUGUAAUUUAGAUAAAACAAAUGGGGGAAUUGGGUUUAAUGGCAAUUGACAUCCCUGAAUCAUUAGGUGGUACUGGUCUUGACUAUUUAGCAUAUGCAAUUGCAAUAGAAGAAGUCUCUAGGUAUAUUAAAUUUGUUUUUUUUUAAUUUUUAUUACAUAUUUUAUAAAUGUUAACAUUUUUAUUUGUUUUUAGAGGUUGUGCAUCUGCUGGGGUAAUAAUGAGUGUUAAUAAUUCAUUAUAUCUUGGUCCUAUUAAUAAAUUUGGCAAUGAUAAACAAAAAGAAGAGUUUAUACCACCAUACACAACUGGUGAAAAAGUUGGAUGUUUUGGUCUUAGUGAACCAGGUGAAUAAUACAAGCAUUUAUUGAUUUGUAGGUAUACAAUAUAUUUUAUGUUUAUAAACAUAAAUGUGACUCAAUAUUUUUUUAAUGCUGAUUUGAUAAACGUAUGUGUUGAUUUGUUAAUAAUUUGAUGGAUUUUAAGUUUCUGAUAAAGUUAUUUAAAAAUAUUUUUACCCUAUGAUAAAUGAACUUAUUGUUACUUAAUGGCUCAAUAAAACUCUUAAUCUUUCUAUUAUAAUUGGUUUAAACUAUGACCAAUUACUCCGAUUAUAAUUAGAGGUUAUUAGUUCAAUCUGAUAUGUCUUGGUUAUUUAAAUAUUACUUACUAUAUAAUUUACAUUAAAGAUAAAAUAGGUAUUAUUUUAAUGAAUUAAUGAUAGACCAUAGAAAAAUAAAUAUAAAUAUUAUAAUUUAAAUUUUAAAGUAAUUAUUUUCUGUAAUUAAUUAGAAAAAUACAUGCUUUUAAUUUUACUGUAAUUUAAAUUAAAUUAAUCUUUUUUUUUAUUUCUAAUAACUUAUACUUUUAUUUCUGUUAGGUAGGCAACACAAGUUUGGUACCAUAAGAUACAUUUUAAUUAUUUAAGUUUCACAUUUUAAAACCUUAGUCAUAAUUCUUAGGGCCAAUUUCACCAAAAACACACUAAUCGUGAUCAAAGUAAUCAGGGUUAAUCAUGGUUAUCAACAAUUGGAUUUCACUACACUAAUGACUGUUCCGUUAAUCACUAUUAUGGUGACCUCUAUUAACCUUACUAUUAAAAAAUUAGAUUGAUUCUAACAUUGAUUUUUAUAUUGUUUUUAUAAAGAUGUCAAAAAUUAAAUAUUAUUUGUUUUUAUGAUAUUUUGGUUUCAUUUAUUAUAUUAAAAUAUUAUAUGGCAAAAUAAAUAUAGAAUGAAAUUAAAUAUUUAAGGAGUUUUUCUAUUUCACUUGAACUAGUUUUCAAUGAUUUUGUCUUUUAAAGUAAAAAUUUAAUAAAUUAGCUUAUUUUAUGUUUAUCAAUAAGGUAGGUAGCAUUCUAACCAAGGUUAGAAGGCAUUCUAAACUACUUAGUUUUAUUGUAAUAUAUUUAUAAUAUUAUAGUUUAUUGUUCAUUAUAGUCUGCGUAAGUUUAUUUUAAUAUUGGAUAUUUUCAGGUAAUGGUAGUGAUGCUGGUGCAGCUUCUACAAUGGCAAUUAAAAAAGGUUCAAAUUGGAUUUUAAAUGGCACUAAGUCAUGGAUUACAAAUGCUCAUGAAGCCAAAGCAUCAGUUGUAUUUGCUACAACUGAUAAAGUAAAGAAGCAUAAAGGAAUCAGUGCUUUUUUAGUUAGGAGAGAAUACCCUGGUAAACAUAACUUAAACAAAUUAUGAAAUUUGAGAAUUUAUAUUAUAUAUUGAAGUUUUUUAGGAUUUUCUUUGGGAAAAAAGGAAGAUAAACUUGGUAUACGAGGCUCAUCUACCAGCAAUUUGAUAUUUGAAGACUGUUCAAUUCCAGAAGAAAAUCUUUUAGGGGAGCCUGGUAUGGGGUUCAAAAUUGCUAUGAUGACACUAGGUAAAUUACUUGUUUUAUUUAUUAUUGAAUUUAAAUUUUUAUUUUAAUAAAUUAAAUAAUAAUGACCUUAAUUUAGAUGCUGGUCGGAUUGGAAUUGCUUCACAAGCAUUAGGAAUAGCUCAAGCUUCUCUUGAAGUGGCCAUAGAGUAUGCAAAUAAGAGAAUUGCAUUCGGUGCCCCCAUAUCUAAAUUGCAAAGUAUUCAGGUAAUAAUAUUUAUUUUCUGGCAAAUAUAUAAGUAACGUAGAUAUCACUACAAUGUGCAUCAGUUUCAACAAGUUACUGCUUAGAAUAAGCUAAAAGUCUCAUGAUUGUGUGUUAAAAUAUAAGUUUAGAGUGAAUGGUUAGAACGAGAUAUCGGCUACGAGUAAAAUAAAACAUACUAAUGACCUUCCGGUUACAAAAAGCUAGUCGUUAUCAUUUGACUACUUUUUAGGUUGCCCUACUCGUUAAUUUUGUCCAUUAUUUAUUUAUUUUAUAUACAUAGUUAUUUCUCAAGUUCCUCAUGUCUAUAUUUGUCCAUUAUUUUUAGUUAUCUUUGUGUUGAUUAUCUAUGUUACAAUGGUCAAUUACAUUAUAUUUUUGUGUUACACAGGCUGUUCAUCUAAAUUUCAUGUUUUUAUAAAAUACUUAUUUUUUAAAAAAUUUAAGGUGUAAAUAUUUAUUUUUGAUAUAUAUUUUAUAUUAAAAAUUUGUAAAUAUAUUAAAUUUUAGUUUAAAUAUAUUUUGGUUUUGAUAUAAUUAAUUUUCUUCAACAAGUUUAUCGUAUUCAACCCCCCCCCCCCCCAAAAAAAAAAAGUACUAUAAAGAUCAUUUAUUUUAAAAUAUGUAUUCCAAAUAUUUUACUUGUAUAAUUUUUUGAAAAAUAAGUAUUUCAUUGAAAAUUUGUCUUGAAGUUUAUUACAAAUAUCAUCAGAUUUGUGAAAAUGUCUGUCAUAUUGCAUAGUCAGUUUUUGUUGUGUGAAAAAAAUUGGAAUAAUUGGUAAUAAAUAAAUAACAACAUCUUGUUCUAUCAGUAUUUAAUGAACUACAAUUAUGAGAAAAACUAUCUACCUUUAGAAACUUUUAACUGAUUUCUAUUGUAUUAUAGAUUUUAUUUUACAAAUUAUUUAUUUAAUCUUACCCAUUUUGUUUGAAAAUAAAAUUGCUUGUAGAAUAAAAUUGCUGAUAUGGCUCUACGUGUAGAAAGUGCAAGAUUAUUAACAUGGAGAGCUGCUGUUUUAAAAGAUGAACAUAAGCCAUUUACAAAGGUUUGCUAAUAAAUAUUUUUCUUUCUUUUAAUUGAGUUUAUUUAGUAUUCUAUUUAAUUUUUUUCUACAGGAAGCAGCAAUGGCUAAACUAGCAGCAUCUGAAGCAGCAACAUUUAAUUCACACCAGUGCAUUCAAGUAUUGGGUGGUAUGGGUUAUGUUUCUGAUAUGCCUGCUGAAAGGCACUAUCGUGAUGCUAGAAUAACAGAGAUUUAUGAAGGAACAUCUGAAAUACAAAAGCUUGUAAUAGCUGGAAAUAUAUUUAAAGAGUAUAGUUCCUAAUUAUUUAUAUUCUACAAGUGUUAGUUGUGGAAUAAUUUAAAGACUAUACAGUACUAAAUAUUAAAGUUGGUGGUUUGACUGAAUUUUUUAAAAUUUAAAUUAAUAAUUUGAAACCUUUAUCAUGUAUCAAAGAAUGAAAAUAUCAUUGUAUAAUAUCUGUAUUAAAAAUGUAUAGGUAAUUUAAUU